Messenger RNA from Trichomycterus rosablanca, 2209 nucleotides. Its product is annotated as disintegrin and metalloproteinase domain-containing protein 10. The record is from RefSeq and is a predicted model, not a curated record. Gene Ontology annotation, molecular function: metalloendopeptidase activity. Gene Ontology annotation, cellular component: plasma membrane. Bases 1 to 2013 code for a protein of 670 amino acids. NCBI's taxonomy places the organism in Eukaryota, Metazoa, Chordata, Actinopteri, Siluriformes, Trichomycteridae. Gene Ontology annotation, biological process: Notch signaling pathway; membrane protein ectodomain proteolysis. The transcript is spliced from 15 exons.
AUGAUUGUGACUCUGCAUGAAACUCUGUUCACUGUAGAUGACACCAGAGAUGUCCGACCGUACCUGAAGUACUACGAGACCCUCACUUACGACAAAACUGCUGUACAUCAGCAGCACCACAGACUGAAGCGCCACAUCGACCCGGACUCCCAGGAGCUGCACUUGGACUUUGAGGCUUAUCAGAAGCUUUUCCAUUUACGACUCAAGCGAGACUUUGAAGGAUUUGCCGAUGAUUUCAAGGUCCUGUCUGAAAACGGCUCACGGAGGGGCGACCUCUCUCACGUCUACUCAGGAAAGCUGGAAGAUGAUGACAGAUCUUCAUGUGAGGGUUCAGUCCUUGAUGGCCAGUUUGAAGGCGUCAUCAAAACCUCAAAUGGCACGUUCUACGUCGAGUCUCUGUAUAACUCGACUGCUGAGCGGUCCGAUCAUCACUCCAUCAUCUACCACGAGGAUGAUAUUGAUAAUGUUUCACUGGGACGUAACCGUGCUGGAUUCUGUGCUACAGACCGACUUUACAGCGUCAUCCAAAACCACAGACAGGAUGGCCCGAUGCCCAGGUCAAAGCGGACAGUCGACCAGUCCAAAACCACCUGCCUCCUCCAUCUGCACGUCGACUAUUUGUUUUAUCAGAGAUUUGGCAGCAUCGAGGCCGUCGUAGCCCAGGUCGCCUCUUACAUGAGAGCCGUAAAUGACAUUUAUCACAAAGCAGACUUUGACGGGAUCGACGUGAUCAACUUCAAGGUGAAAUCACUGAGUGUGGUUUCAGAGGAAGCCCCCGACGACCCCCUGCAGGAGACACACGUUGGCCCUGAGAAACUGCUGAGUGUUUUUUCUGAGAUGAACUGGGGUAACUACUGCCUAUCUUACCUCCUCACCAACCGAGACUUCAACGGUGUUCUCGGCCUGGCCUGGGAGGGAAAACCAGAUGAUUGGGGAGGAAUCUGUUCCAGACCCGUCCGCAUAAAAGACGAUCGAAUGUCCAGCCUGAACACUGGUCUCGUCACCUUGAAGAACUACGGCUUCUACCUCCCCCCCAAAUUUGUCCACUUGACCUUCGCUCACGAGCUCGGCCACAGCCUGGGCACUCCUCACGAUGAGGGCUCGGACUGUGCAGGCCCGGAGAUCACUGGAGGGAAAGGAAUGUUCCUGAUGUUCCCGCACGCUGCGAAUGAAGUGAAGGAAAACAGCGACCGUUUCUCCCCCUGCAGCCUGAGGGACAUGAGCCGUCUACUGCAGUUAAAAAAGGAUCGAUGCUUCGUAGUCAGCGAUCAGCCGAUCUGUGGGAACCGGAUUGUGGAAAAAGGAGAGGAAUGUGACGUGGGCCACAAUGUGAGUGAUCCAUGCUGCUACAGUUCAAAGGAACCACAGGGCGUCCAGUGUCGACUCAAACCCAACAGGCAGUGCAGUCCCAGUCAGGGUCUGUGCUGCAGCUCCAGCUGUGUGUUUAAGACCUCAGGAUUGAUGUGUGAGGACGAGUCCGACUGUCGGAGGAAGAGUGUGUGUACGGGAUCGUCCGCCACCUGUCCUAAACCCGCUGCCAAGCCAAGCAUGACGGUGUGCAGUCUGGGCACUCGAGUUUGUCUUAACGGGGAAUGCUCUCGCUCUCUGUGUAUGAUACACAAUCUGGAGCAGUGUGACUGUCCAGGGGAGAACAAGAAAGAAAAAUGCCACAUGUGCUGCCAGCAGAGAGGUGACCCCAACACGUGUGUAAGCACCACCUCCUCAGUUCUGUCACCGUACUUUAAAAGGAUGCGGGUGGCGUUGGUGCCUGGAUCUCCAUGCUCUGAAAACCAGGGCUACUGCGAUCACUUCCAGACGUGUCGGCUGCUGGACGCAGACGGACCCAUCGCCAGGCUCAAGAACUCCUUCCUGCACCUGGGUGAAUAUCAGGAUCUUGCGGACUGGAUGAAGGCCUACUGGUGGGCGAUCCUGUUGGCCAUACUGGGAAUUUCAGCAGUAAUGGCUGGCACUGUCUGCCUGUUUGGACACACCCUGGAAAGUCCUGGAGAGUGACGACACUGAAAAACAUCAUGUUAAUUGAAAAUGAUAAAGAAAUUCCUUAAAGACACUUAGGUCAGAGUGAAAUAUUUCAGCUCUUUUCAGUACUUUUCUGCAGACCUGGAACUGUGAGGCCUUCACUGAAAUCUGAAGUCAUCACACACUUACUUUUAUCUGCUUUAAUCUGUUAUUUGGCAUCUCAAAUAAACAU